UUUGGUGAGGAAUGGUUAGACCUUAAAGCAAAGGUGCUAGCAAAGAUAAAUAUCAAGCUGAAGAUGCUUGAAGAUGUAAUCAAAAGUGACAUCGAAAAAAUAGAAAAACUUUGCGGUGAAUAUAAAUACUGGGAAGCAAGGGAUUUCAUGUAUGAAAAAUUAAAGGGACGCCCAGAUCGAACUGAAACUUUACAACGUCAAUAUAGAAAUGUUUCUGUUGCGGGUCCAAUAAUUGAUAUAAUAUUUUCUGACAUUCAACACCUUGUUCAGCUUAAAUGUUGGAAGAAAAAUCGAUUUACAAAUUCUACCAAGAUUAUCAAUGACCGUAGUAAAUGUUUGAGAACUAACAAAUCUGUUCUUGAUCAAUAUCUCUCACAUGAUCUAUCCGAUGAAAUAAUCGAAAAUUCUGCAGUCAUCGGGUUGCAAUUAGCAGCUUUACAUGGUCAAAUAAUUGGUAUCGACUUAUUAGAUGAGGGAUUGUAUUUCAGGUUUGAAGGACCAAUAUUAAGGUUUCCUACUCAAAUUAAUGAUACUACUGUUCUGAAGCAAACUUUAGAACUAUUCUAUUUUUUUAAGGAAAACAUUGUUCGCAAGGCUGAAGCACUAUCAUGUCUUAAUAAGGAUUCAGGUCCAUUUAGCAAUACUUUUCACACUGAGAGAAUUUUGAAGCCUAACCAUCAUAAAGCGGAUUUAAUUAGAUCAACUUAUUUCACUUCAACAAAACAACAAAAGAAAUGA
Funneliformis caledonium is the source of this 738-nucleotide messenger RNA. Lineage: Eukaryota; Fungi; Glomeromycota; Glomeromycetes; Glomerales; Glomeraceae. The record is from the annotation of a GenBank genome assembly.